UGCUCUUGCCUGGGGUUCUCAGGAGGGAAGAGUUGGAGAGGCUUUGCUGCUUAGGACAUUUAUUUUAUAUAUUAAUGGUUUGAACAAGAUUUGCAGGAAAAAAAAGAGGGAGUGCCCAUUCAAGCCAAUGGUGUGUGGGGAGAGACAAACCCCAGUACCUUGAGUUGUAGGUAACAGAGUACUACUCUGUAAACAUGGCGGAUGACGAAGAAUAUGAGGAGGUGGUGGAGUACUACACAGAAGAAGUUGUCUAUGAAGAAGUGCCGGGCAAGACAAUAACCAAAGUUUAUGAGACGACCACUACACGGACAAUAGCUGACCAGGAUUCACAGCCUAUAUCUUACCAUGAGGAACGGACAGUGUCUCAUGAUGAGGAACCAACAAAACCAACAGAGAGGAAGAGAAUUAUCAGGAAGAAAGUGGACUCUUCAAAAUUCAUGACCCCAUACAUAGCACACAGUCAGAAAAUGCAAAAUCUCUUUAGCUCGAAUAAGUACAAAGAGAAUUUUGAAAAAGCCAAAGGAUUACCUUAUGCCAGCACGACUGAUACUCCAGAACUGCGAAGAAUCAAGAAAGUACAAGAUCAGCUCAGUGAGGUGAAGUAUCGCAUGGAUGGUGAUGUCGCCAAAACAAUUUGCCACGUUGAUGAGAAGGCAAAGGACAUUGAACAUGCAAAGAAAGUGUCGCAGCAAGUUAGCAAGGUUUUAUAUAAGCAGAACUGGGAAGACACCAAGGAUAAGUACCUGCUUCCCCCUGAUGCUCCAGAACUUGUCCAGGCAAUUAAGAACACGGCCAUGUUCAGCAAGAAAAAUUACACUGAAGACUGGGAAGCAGACAAAGGUUUAUUUUACCCAUACAAUGACAGUCCAGAGCUGAGGAGGGUUGCACAAGCCCAGAAAGCUCUCAGUGAUAUUGUCUACAAACAAGGACAGGCAGAACGGAAUUCUCAGUUUACUUCACUGGCAGAUCCGCCAGAUAUAGAAUUUGCCAGGAAAGUGAACAAUCAACUGAGUAAGAACAAAUACCGGGAAGACUAUGACAAUAAAAUCAGAGGCAAGUGGAGUGAGACUCCUUGCUUUGAAAUUGCAAAUGCAAGAAUGAAUGCUGACAACUUAAGCUCAAGAAAAUACCAAGAAGACUUUGAGAACCUCAAAGACCAAAUUUACUUUAUGCAGACAGAAACUCCAGAAUACCGAGUUAAUAAACAAGCUGGAAUUGCUGCUAGUAAGGUAAAAUACAAAGCCGACUAUGAAAAGAAUAAAGCUGUGGCUGAUUAUAAUGUGCUUCCUGCUACAGAGAAUCCGCUACUGAGACAGCUGAAGGCUGCAGGAAAUGUCCUAAGUGAUAAAUUAUACAAGGAAAACUAUGAAAAGACAAAGGCAAAGAGCAUGAAUUAUUGUGAGACUCCGAAAUUUCAGCUUGAUACAAUUCUGCACAACUUCAGUGAUACUAAAUAUAAAGAUUCAUAUGUGAAGAAUAUUUUAGGACACUAUGUAGGAAGCUACGAAGACCCAUACCAUUCACAUUGCAUGAAAGUUUCAGCCCAAAACAGUGAUAAAAAUUACAAAGCAGAGUAUGAAGAAGACAGAGGAAAAUGCUACUUCCCCCAGACCAUAACUCAAGAAUAUGAAGCUAUCAAGAAACUAGACCAAUGUAAAGAUCAUACUUACAAAGUCCAUCCUGAUAAGACAAAAUUCACUCCAGUUACUGAUUCUCCUGUCCAACUGCAAGCUCAGAUCAAUACUAAGCAGUUGAGUGAUCUGAAUUAUAAAGCAAAACAUGAAGGUGAAAAGUUCAAGUGCAAUGUCCCACCAGAUGCUCCAUCCUUCAUUCAGCACAGAGUCAAUGCCUAUAACCUCAGUGAUAAUGUUUACAAGCAAGAUUGGGAGAAGAGCAAAGCCAAGAAAUUUGAAAUUAAAGUGGAUGCUAUUCCUCUUCUGGCAGCCAAGGCCAACAGCAAGAAUGCCAGUGAUGUGCUUUACAAGAAAGACUAUGAAAAGAGCCGAGGAAAAAUGAUUGGAGCCUUAAGUAUUGAAGAUGAUCCUAAGAUGCUGCACUCCUUGAAAGUGGCCAAAAACCAGAGCGAUAGGUUAUACAGAGAAAACUAUGAAAAGACAAAGGCAAAGAGCAUGAAUUACUGUGAAACCCCCAAGUUUCAGCUUGAUACCCUUCUGAAGAAUUUCAGUGAGACUAAAUAUAAAGAUUCCUAUGUAAAGAAUAUUUUGGGGCAUUACUUAGGAACCUUUGAGGAUCCCUAUCAUUCCCAUUGCAUGAAAGUUGCUGCUCAAAACAGUGAUAAAAAUUACAAAGCAGAUUAUGAAGAAGAUAGAGGCAAAUGCUACUUCCCUCAGACAAUAACACAAGAAUAUGAAGCAAUAAAGAAACUAGACCAGUGUAAAGAUCACACCUACAAAGUCCAUCCUGAUAAAACAAAAUUCACACCUGUCACUGACUCUCCUGUCCAGUUGCAAGCCCAGAUUAAUACCAAACAACUAAGUGAUCUGAACUACAAAGCAAAACACGAAAGUGAGAAGUUUAAAUGCAAUGUACCAGCAGAUGCUCCAGCCUUCAUUCAGCACAAAGUCAAUGCCUACAACCUGAGUGAUAAUAUUUAUAAACAUGACUGGGAGAAGAGCAAAGCUAAGAAAUUUGAAAUUAAGGUGGAUGCUAUUCCACUUCUGGCAGCCAAAGCUAACAGCAAGAAUGCCAGUGAUGUACUCUACAAAAAAGACUAUGAACAGAGCAAGGGAAAAAUGAUUGGAGCCCUGAGCAUUCAGGAUGAUCCAAAGAUCCUGCACUCUUUGAAAACAGCCAAAAAUCAGAGUGAUCGGGAAUAUCGCAAAGAUUAUGAAAAGGCAAAGACUAUCUACACAGCACCUUUGGACAUGCUCCAAGUCACUCAAGCAAAGAAAACUCAGGCCCUAGUCAGUGAUGUUGACUAUAAGAACAUCCCACAUGGUUACAGCUAUCCCCCUGAUAGCAUCAAUGUGGACUUGGCAAAGAAGGCUUAUGCCCUACAAAGUGAUGUUGAAUAUAAAGCUGACUAUAAUAGCUGGAUGAAAGGCUGUGGCUGGGUACCAUUUGGGUCCUUGGAAAUGGAAAAGGCCAAGAGAGCUUCAGAUAUUCUUAAUGAGAAAAAAUACCGCCAGCAUCCAGAUACUCUCAAAUUUACUUCCAUCGAGGAUGCUCCCAUUACAGUACAGUCUAAAAUCAACCAAGCCCAGAGGAGUGAUAUUCUCUACAAAGCCAAAGGAGAAGAAAUACUCCAUAAGUAUAAUCUACCAGCUGACCUGCCGCAGUUCAUUCAGGCUAAAGUUAAUGCCUACAAUAUUAGUGACAAUCUAUACAAAGCAGAUUUGAAAGACUUGAGCAAAAAGGGCUAUGACCUCAGAACUGACGCCAUCCCUAUUAAAGCUGCCAAAGCUGCUAGACAGGCUGCUAGUGACGUUCAGUACAAGAAAGACUAUGAGAAAGCCAGAGGAAAAAUGGUGGGCUUCCAAAGUCUUCAAGAUGACCCUAAACUGGUUCAUUAUAUGAAUGUUGCCAAGUUGCAGUCUGAUCGGGAGUACAAGAAAGACUAUGAAAAGUCCAAAACCAAGUAUAAUACACCUCAUGAUAUGUUCAAUGUUGUUGGAGCUAAGAAAGCUCAGGAUCUCGUCAGUAAUGUCAAUUAUAAACAUCAGCUCCAUCAUUAUACCUACCUGCCUGAUGCCAUGGAUCUGGAGUUGUCUAAAAAUAUGAUGCACAUUCAGAGUGAUAAUGCCUACAAGGAAGACUAUAAUAACUGGAUGAAAGGUAUUGGCUGGGUCCCCAUUGGCUCUCUUGAGGUAGAGAAAGUGAAAAAAGCUGGUGAUGCAUUGAAUGAAAAGAAGUACAGACAACAUCCAGAUACCCUCAAAUUUACCAGUAUUGUGGAUUCUCCAGUUAUGGUCCAGGCAAAGCAGAACACACAGCAAACCAGUGAUAUCCUAUACAAAGCUAAAGGAGAAGAGAUGAAACACAAAUACAGCAUGAGCCCUGACCUUCCUCAGUUUAUUCAGGCCAAAUGCAAUGCUUACAAUAUCAGUGAUGCAUGUUAUAAACGUGACUGGCAUGAUUUAAUAGCCAAGGGAACCAACGUGAUGGCUGAUUCUAUUCCAAUUGCUGCAGCCAAAGCUUCUAGAAACAUUGCUAGUGAUUAUAAAUACAAAGAAGCAUAUGAAAAGUCAAAAGGAAAGCAUGUUGGUUUUAGAAGCCUUCAAGAUGACCCCAAGUUAGUGCACUUCAUGAAUGUGGCAAAGAUGCAGUCGGAUCGUGAAUACAAGAAGAACUAUGAGAAUACCAAGACUAGCUAUCAUACACCUAAGGAUAUGGUCAGCAUCACUGCCGCUAAAAUGGCCCAGGAUGUUGCCACCAAUGUCAACUACAAACAGCCAAUACACCAUUACACUUAUUUGCCAGAUGCCAUGAAUCUUGAACUUACAAGGAAUAUGAUGCAGAUUCAGAGUGAUAAUGCAUAUAAAGAAGAUUACAACAGCUUCUUCAAAGGCAUUGGCUGGAUCCCUAUUGGUUCUCUGGAGGUUGAAAAAGCCAAGAAAGCCGGGGAGGCUUUAAGUGAAAGAAAAUAUCGACAACACCCAGACACGAUCAAAUUCACAAGUGUGCCAGACUCCAUGGGCAUGGUCUUGGCUCAGCAAAAUACAAAGCAGCUGAGUGAUUUGAACUACAAAGUAGAAGGGGAGAAAAUGAAACACAAAUACACUCUGGACCCAGAAUUGCCUCAAUUUAUUCAAGCCAAGGUCAAUGCUCUCAACAUGAGUGAUGCUCAUUAUAAAGCAGACUGGAAGAAAACACUUAAAAAAGGCUAUGAUUUGAAGCCAGAUGCCAUUCCAAUACUUGCUGCAAAAGCUUCAAGGAAUAUUGCUAGUGAUUUCAAAUAUAAGGAGGCCUAUGAGAAAGACAAAGGAAAACAAGUUGGAUUCCGUAGUCUUCAAGAUGACCCUAAACUGGUUCACUACAUGAAUGUGGCCAAAAUACAGUCAGACCGUGAGUACAAGAAAGGUUAUGAGGCCACUAAGACCAGGUAUCAUAUACCCUUGGAUAUGUUCAGUGUGGUGGCUGCAAAGAAGUCCCAGGAAGCCACUACCAACACCAACUACAGACAGCAAAUCCAUCAUUAUACUCUCUUGCCUGAUGCCCUGCAUAUGGAACAUUCAAGAAAUGCCAUGCAGAUCCAGAGUGAUAAUCUUUAUAAAUCAGAUUUCACCAACUGGAUGAAAGGAAUUGGGUGGGUGCCAGCAGAGUCCCUAGAAGUAGAGAAAGCAAAGAGAGCUGGAGAGAUUCUCAGUGAGAAGAAGUACCGCCAACAUCCAGAAAAACUGAAGUUCACCUAUGGCAUGGAUGCUAUGGAACAAGUACUUAACAAAAAUAACAAGCUGACCAUGGACAAGAGGCUCUACACUGAGAAAUGGAACAAAGACAAGACCACCAUCCAUGUUAUGCCUGACACUCCAGAUAUUCUAUUGUCCAAAGUAAACCAAGUGACCAUGAGUGAUAAACUCUACAAAUCUGGCUGGGAAGAGGCUAAGAAGAAAGGAUAUGACCUGAGGCCAGAUGCUAUCUCAAUACAGGCUGCAAAAUCCUCUAGGGACAUUGCCAGUGAUUACAAGUACAAACAAGCCUAUGAAAAAACCAAAGGGAAGCACAUUGGCUUCCGGAGCCUUGAAGAUGAUCCCAAAUUAGUGCACUUCAUGCAAGUGGCUAAAAUGCAGUCUGACCGAGAAUACAAGAAAGGCUAUGAGAAGUCAAAAACAUCAUUCCAUACUCCAGUGGACAUGCUCAGUGUUGUGGCAGCAAAGAAGUCACAGGAAGUGGCUACCAAUACCAACUACAAGCAUUUGAUCCACACAUACAACAUGCUUCCAGAUUCCAUGAGCUUUGAGUUAGCCAAAAAUAUGAUGCAGAUCCAGAGUGAUAAUCAGUACAAAGCUGACUAUGAUGACUUCAUGAAAGGUAUUGGAUGGAUGCCCCUCUGCUCCCUGGAAGCAGAGAAAAACAAGAAAGCCAUGGAGAUCAUCAGUGAAAAGAAGUACCGCCAGCAUCCUGACACUUUGAAGUAUUCUACUUUGAUGGACUCAAUGAGCAUGGUUCUAGCGCAGAAUAACGCAAAAAUUAUGAACGAACAUCUCUACAAACAAGCUUGGGAAGCAGAUAAGACCAAAGUUCACAUCAUGCCUGAUCACCCUCAGAUUGUUUUGGCAAAAGCAAAUGCAAUUAACAUGAGUGAUAAAAUAUACAAACUUUCCUUGGAAGAGGGGAGGAAGAAGGGAUAUGAUCUCAGAACUGAUGCAAUUCCUAUCACUGCUGCCAAAGCUUCUAGAGAUAUUGCUAGUGAUUAUAAAUACAAAUAUAAUUACGAAAAGGACAAAGGGAAGAUGGUUGGUUUCCGUAGUCUUCAAGAUGACCCCAAACUAGUCCACUACAUGCAAGUGGCUAAAAUGCAAUCUGAACGGGAAUACAAGAAAAACUAUGAAAAUACCAAGACCAGCUAUCAUACUCCCGCUGACAUGCUCAGUGUCAUAGCAGCCAGGGAUGCCCAAGCCAAUAUAAGCAACACUGCCUACAAGCACCUUAUUCACAAAUACAUCCUUCUUCCUGAUGCAAUGAACAUUGAAUUGUCCAGGAAUAUGAAUCGUAUUCAAAGUGAUAAUGAAUAUAAACAGGAUUACAACGAAUGGUACAAAGGCGUUGGCUGGAGUCCAGCUGGUUCUCUGGAAGUGGAGAAGGCCAAGAAAGCUACUGAAUAUGCAAGUGACAGGAAAUACCGUCAGCAUCCUAGCAACUUUCAAUUCAAGAAACUGAGUGACUCUAUGGACAUGGUGCUUGCAAAACAGAAUGCACACACCAUGAAUAAGCAUUUAUAUACUGUUGAUUGGAACAAAGACAAGACUCAGAUUCAUGUUAUGCCAGAUACGCCAGAUAUUCUACAGGCCAAGCAGAACCAGACACUGUAUAGUCAGAAACUGUAUAAACUUGGAUGGGAAGAAGCAUUAAAGAAAGGCUAUGACCUCCGACCUGAUGCAAUUUCAGUCCAGUUGGCCAAAGCUUCAAGAGACAUUGCCAGUGAUUAUAAGUACAAGGAAGGCUACCGCAAACAACAAGGCCACCAUAUUGGAUUCCGUAGCAUUCAAGAUGACCCCAAACUGGUACUAUCCAUGAAUGUGGCCAAAAUGCAGAGUGAGAGGGAAUACAAGAAGGACUUUGAGAAAUGGAAGACCAAGUACAACAGUCCAGUGGACAUGUUGGGAGUAGUUUUGGCUAAGAAAUGUCAGGCUUUAGUCAGUGAUAUAGACUACAAGCAUCCCAUACACCAUUGGACAUGCUUGCCAGAUCAGACAGCUAUUAUUCAAGCUAAAAGAGUAUAUGAGCUACAGAGUGAGAACAUGUAUAAGUCUGAUCUCCAAUGGCUCAAAGGGAUAGGAUGGAGCCCCCUGGGUUCUCUGGAGGCUGAAAAGAACAAGAGGGCUUCAGAAAUCAUCAGUGAAAAGAAAUACCGGCAACCAGCAGACAAAAACAAAUUCACCAGUCUCCCUGAUGCUAUGGACAUAGUUUUGGCGAAGACAAAUGCCAAAAACAGGAGUGAUAUACUCUAUCGAGAAGCUUGGGACAAAGACAAGACACAGAUCCACAUAAUGCCUGAUACACCUGACAUUGUUUUGGCAAAAGCCAACUUGAUCAAUACAAGUGAUAAACUCUACCGAUUAGGUUAUGAGGAGUUGAAGAAGAAAGGGUAUGACCUUCCUAUUGAUGCCAUACCAAUCAAAACAGCCAAGGCAUCGAGAGAAAUUGCAAGUGAAUACAAGUACAAGGAAGGCUAUCGUAAGCAGCUUGGCCACCACAUUGGAGCCCGUGACAUAAAGGAUGAUCCCAAGAUGAUGUGGUCUAUGCAUGUAGCCAAGAUCCAGAGUGACAGAGAGUACAAGAAGGACUUUGAGAAGUGGAAGACCAAGUUCAGCAGUCCAGUGGACAUGCUGGGGGUUGUACUGGCCAAGAAGUGUCAGAUUCUGGUCAGUGACAUAGAUUACAAACACCCCCUGCACCAAUGGAUAUGCCUGCCUGACCAGAAUGAUGUUGUUCAUGCUAGGAAGACAUAUGAUCUUCAGAGUGAUAAUCUGUAUAAGGCAGAUCUCCAGUGGCUGAGAGGCAUUGGCUGGUCCCCUAGUGGUUCCCUUGAGGAUGAAAAGAAUAAAAGAGCAACUACAAUUCUGAGUGACCACAUAUAUCGUCAGCACCCAGAAAAGUUCAAAUUUUCUAGUCUAAUAGACUCCAUGCCUAUGGUUUUGGCAAAGAACAAUGCUAUAACAAUGAAUCACCGCCUCUAUACUGAAGCAUGGGAUAAAGAUAAAACCAGCAUUCACAUUAUGCCAGACACCCCUGAAGUUUUACUAGCAAAGCAGAAUAAAAUUAAUUACAGUGAUAAACUGUAUAAACUUGGCCUGGAAGAAGCUAAGCAGAAAGGCUAUGAUUUGCGGAUAGAUGCCAUCCCCAUCCAGGCAGCUAAAGCCUCCAGAGAUAUUGCCAGUGAAUACAAAUACAAGGAAGGCUAUCGUAAGCAGCUUGGCCACCAUAUCGGAGCCCGAGCCAUUCAUGAUGACCCCAAGAUGAUGUGGUCUAUGCAUAUAGCCAAGGUUCAAAGUGACAGGGAAUACAAAAAGGACUUUGAGAAAUGGAAGACCAAGUUCAGCAGCCCAGUGGAUAUGCUGGGGGUUGUGCUUGCCAAGAAAUGUCAGACCUUGGUUAGUGAUGUGGAUUACAAGCAUCACCUUCACCAAUGGACGUGUUUACCAGACCAAAAUGAUGUCAUUCAUGCUCGUAAAGCUUAUGACCUUCAAAGUGAAAAUCUAUACAAGUCAGAUCUCCAGUGGUUGAGAGGCAUUGGCUGGGUACCAAUUGGUUCUUUGGAUGUUGAAAAAUGCAAACGAGCAACAGAAAUUUUGAGUGACAAGGUCUACCGUCAGCCUCCAGACAAACUGAAAUUUACCAGUGUGACUGAUUCUCUGGAACAAGUGUUGGCCAAGAAUAAUGCCCUCAACAUGAACAAACGUCUAUACACAGAAGCCUGGGAAAAAGACAAGACCCAAAUCCACAUCAUGCCUGAUACACCUGAGAUUACACUAGCAAGACUCAACAAGAUCAACUACAGCGAGAGUCUAUAUAAACUUGCCAAUGAAGAGGCAAAGAAGAAAGGCUACGACUUGCGAAUUGACGCCAUCCCAAUCGUGUCUGCCAAGGCAUCAAGAGACAUUGCCAGUGAUUACAAAUACAAAGAUGGAUAUCGCAAGCAGCUUGGCCAUCAUAUUGGAGCCCGUGACAUAAAAGAUGAUCCCAAGAUGAUGUGGUCUAUGCAUGUGGCCAAGAUCCAGAGUGACAGGGAGUACAAGAAGGACUUUGAGAAAUGGAAGACCAAGUUCAGCAGCCCAGUGGACAUGCUGGGGAUUGUGUUGGCCAAGAAGUGUCAGACUCUGGUCAGUGAUGUAGACUACAGGCAUCCUCUGCAUGAGUGGAUGUGCCUCCCAGACCAGAAUGAUGUCAUUCAUGCUCGUAAAGCCUAUGAUCUACAGAGUGAUAAUAUAUAUAAGUCAGAUCUUCAGUGGCUAAGGGGUAUUGGCUGGGUGCCAAUUGGUUCUCUGGAUGUUGAAAAGUGCAAACGAGCAACAGAGAUUUUGAGUGACAAGGUCUACCGUCAGCAUCCAGACACAUUGAAAUUUACCAGUGUGACUGAUUCUCUGGAACAAGUGUUGGCCAAGAAUAAUGCCAUCACCAUGAACAAGCGUCUAUAUACAGAAGCUUGGGACAAAGACAAGACUCAGAUUCAUAUAAUGCCUGAUACCCCUGAAAUCAUGUUGGCAAGACAGAACAAAAUCAACUACAGUGAGAGUCUGUAUAAACUUGCCAAUGAAGAAGCAAAGAAGAAAGGCUAUGACUUGAGAAUUGAUGCCAUCCCUAUUGUGACAGCCAAAGCCUCAAGAGAUAUUGCCAGUGAAUACAAAUAUAAAGAUGGAUAUCGCAAACAGCUUGGCCACCACAUUGGAGCCCGUGACAUAAAAGAUGAUCCCAAGAUGAUGUGGUCUAUGCAUGUAGCCAAGAUCCAAAGUGACAGAGAGUAUAAGAAGGACUUUGAGAAGUGGAAGACCAAGUUCAGCAGCCCAGUGGAUAUGCUGGGGGUCGUACUGGCUAAGAAGUGUCAGACUUUGGUUAGUGAUGUGGACUACAGGCAUCACUUACACCAGUGGAUAUGCCUCCCAAAUCAGAAUGAUGUCAUCCAUGCGCGAAAGGCCUAUGACCUACAGAGUGAUAAUAUUUACAAGUCAGAUCUCGAGUGGAUGAAAGGUAUUGGCUGGGUCCCAAUUGGUUCACUGGAUGCCGUCAAAUGUAAAAGGGCUGCAGAAAUUUUAAGUGAUAAAGUCUACCGUCAGCCUCCAGACAAACUGAAAUUUACCAGCGUGACUGACUCUCUGGAACAAGUAUUGGCCAAGAAUAAUGCCCUCAACAUGAACAAGCGUUUAUACACAGAGGCCUGGGACAAAGAUAAGACUCAGAUCCACAUUAUGCCUGACACACCUGAGAUUAUGUUAGCAAGACAGAACAAAAUCAACUAUAGUGAGUCUAUAUCGACUUGCUAUGAAGAAGCAAAGAAAGAAGGUUAUGACCUGAGAAGUGAUGCCAUUCCAAUUGUAGCAGCCAAAGCAUCCCGGGACAUUGCCAGUGAUUACAAAUAUAAAGAAGCUUAUCGCAAGCAACUUGGUCACCACAUUGGUGCCCGAGCAGUACAUGAUGAUCCCAAGAUGAUGUGGUCCCUCCACAUUGCCAAAGUGCAGAGUGACCGUGAGUAUAAGAAAGAAUUUGAGAAAUACAAGACAAGAUACAGCAGCCCUGUGGACAUGCUUGGUAUUGUGUUGGCCAAGAAAUGCCAGACCUUGGUCAGUGAUGUGGACUAUAAGCAUCCUUUGCAUGAAUGGACAUGUCUGCCAGACCAGAAUGACAUCAUUCAGGCUCGCAAGGCCUAUGACCUACAGAGUGAUAAUUUAUAUAAAUCUGACCUUGAAUGGAUGAAAGGCAUUGGCUGGGUCCCAAUAGGGUCCCUAGAGGUUCUUAAAGCCAAGAGAGCAACAGAGAUAUUGAGUGAUAAUAUUUACCGUCAACCUCCAGACAAACUGAAAUUUACCAGCGUAACGGACUCUCUGGAGCAGGUGCUAGCAAAGAAUAAUGCUAUAAAUAUGAACAAGCGUUUAUAUGUGGAAGCAUGGGAAAAUGACAAGAAAACAAUCCAUGUCAUGCCAGACACACCAGAAAUCAUGCUUGCCAAACUUAACAAAAUAAACUACAGUCAGAAACUCUACCGACUUGCACUGGAGGAGUCCAAGAAAGAAGGUUAUGACCUCCGGGUGGAUGCCAUUCCAAUUCAGUCAGCUAAAGCAUCUCGAGAUAUUGCUAGUGAUUACAAGUACAAAGAAGGCUACCGUAAGCAGUUGGGCCACCACAUUGGAGCCCGUGACAUAAAGGAUGAUCCCAAGAUAAUGUGGUCUCUACAUGCAGCCAAGAUCCAAAGUGACAGGGAAUACAAAAAGGACUUUGAGAAAUGGAAGACCAAGUUCAGCAGCCCAGUGGACAUGCUGGGGAUUGUGUUGGCCAAGAAGUGUCAGACUCUGGUCAGUGAUGUAGACUACAGGCAUCCUCUGCAUGAGUGGAUGUGCCUGCCAGACCAGAAUGAUGUCAUUCAGGCACGCAAGGCCUAUGACCUACAGAGUGAUGCUAUUUACAAAUCUGAUCUGGAAUGGCUGAGAGGUAUUGGAUGGGUUCCCAUUGGUUCUGUAGAUGUUGAAAAGGUUAAGAGAGCAGGUGAAAUUUUAAGUGACAAGAAGUACCGCACACCUGCUGAUCAGCUCAAGUUUACUUGCAUCACGGACACCCCAGAAAUUGUCCUGGCAAAGAACAAUGCUCUGACCAUGAGCAAGCAUCUGUACACAGAAGCUUGGGAUGCUGACAAAGCUUCCAUCCAUGUGAUGCCAGACACACCUGAAAUCUUGCUGGCCAAGAGCAAUUCUGUUAACGUCAGCCAUAAACUUUAUACUCAAGGAUGGGAUGAAGCAAAGGCAAAGGAAUAUGACUUUAGAGCUGAUGCCAUUCCGAUCAAAAGUGCCAAGGCCUCAAGGGACAUUGCCAGUGACUACAAAUAUAAAGAGGCUUAUGAGAAGCAGAAGGGUCACCACAUUGGAGCCCAGUGCGUGGAAGAUGAUCCAAAGAUUAUGUGGUCCAUACAUGCAGGGAAGAUUCAAAGUGAAAGGGAGUACAAGAAGGAUUUCCAGAAGUGGAAGACCAAGUUCAGUAGUCCAGUGGAUAUGUUGGGCAUCUUGCUUGCUAAAAAAUGCCAGACUCUGGUCAGUGAUAUUGACUAUCGCAACUACUUACACCACUGGACAUGUUUGCCAGAUCAAAAUGAUGUUAUCCAAGCAAGGAAGGCCUAUGACUUACAAAGCAAUAAUGUGUACAAAGCAGACCUGGAAUGGCUACGUGGCAUUGGUUGGAUGCCCCAGGGUUCGGUGGAGAUGGCUAGAGUGAAGUGUGCCCAAGAUCUCAUAAAUGAGAGACUGUAUCGAACACGACCAGAAGCCCUGAAAUUCACAAAUAUUGUUGACACCCCUGAAGUUGUAUUGGCUAAGACCAAUUCUUUACAAAUGAGUGAGUGGUUGUAUAAAGAUGCCUGGAAUAAAGAUAAGACAAACAUCAACAUUCCUUCUGACACGCCGGAGAUGUUACAGGCUCAACUCAAUGCCAUGCAGAUCAGCAAGAAACUGUAUCAACGAGACUGGGAUGAAGCUAAACAGAAAGAUUAUGAUAUAAAUGAGGAAGCCAUUGAAAUCAAACAUGCAAAGGCGUCUAGAGACAUUGCCAGUGAGUACAAGUAUAAAGAAGGUUAUCGGAAACAACUGGGCCAUCACGUAGGUUUCCGCAGCCUGCAAGACGACCCCAAGUUAGUGUGGUCUAUCCAUGCUGCCAAGAUCCAGAGUGACAGGGAGUAUAAGAAAGCUUAUGAGAAAUCUAAGGCCUACUACAAUACUCCACUGGACAUGAUGGCGAUUGUUCAGGCCAAGAAAUGCCAGGUCCUGGUUAGUGAUGUGGAUUAUCGCAAUUACCUGCACGAGUGGAUGUGUCUCCCAGACCAGAAUGAUGUGAUCCAGGCUAAGAAAGCCUAUGAACUUCAAAGUGAUAAUAUAUACAAAUCAGACCUGGAAUGGUUGAAGGGUAUUGGAUGGUUGCCGCAAGAUUCUGUGGAAGUGAAUAGAGCAAAGAAUGCCCAAGAUCUAGUAAAUGAAAGACUGUACCGUACAAGGCCUGAAGCUCUCAAAUUCACAAGCAUUGUUGACACCCCUGAAGUUGUCCUGGCAAAGACCAAUGCUCUGCAAAUCAGUGAGCCAUUAUAUCGAGAUGCUUGGGAUAAGGAAAAAGCCAAUGUGACCAUCCCUGCCGACACCCCUGUGAUGCUGCAGUCCAAGAUCAAUGCCAUGCAGAUCAGCAAUAAACAAUAUCAACAAGCUUGGGAGGAUGUCAAGAUGAAGGCUUAUGACCUACGAGCAGAUGCCAUUGGAAUUAAGCAUGCCAAGGCUUCAAGAGAUAUUGCUAGUGAGUAUCUCUACAAAUCUGCUUAUGAGCAACAGAAAGGCCAUUACAUUGGAUGUCGCACUGCAAAGGAAGACCCCAAGCUUUCUUGGGCAGCUCAAGUGUUGAAAAUGCAGAAUGACAGAUUAUAUAAGAAGGCCUACAAUGACAACAAGGCCAAGAUCUCUAUACCAGUGAACAUGGUGUCCAUCAAUGCUGCUAAAGAGGGCCAGGCAUUAGUGAGUGAUGUGGACUACCGUCAGUACCUCCACCACUGGUCAUGCUUUCCUGAUCAGAAUGAUGUGAUCCAAGCCAGGAAGGCUUAUGACCUACAAAGUGAUGCCAUUUAUAAGGCUGACUUGGAGUGGUUGCGUGGUAUUGGCUGGAUGCCAGAAGGUUCUCCUGAGAUACUGAGAGUCAAGAAUGCCCAGGAGAUUUUUUGUGACAGUGUCUACCGGACACCUGUGAAGGACCUUAAGUAUACGAGUAUUGUUGACACUCCUGAAGUUGUCCUUGCUAAGGCAAAUGCUGAAAAUAUCAGUAUUCCCAAGUACAGAGAAGUUUGGGACAAAGACAAAACAUCAAUUCAUAUCAUGCCAGAUACCCCAGAAAUUAAUCUGGCCAGAGCAAAUGCUCUUAAUGUGAGCAAUAAACUUUACAAAGAAGGCUGGGAUGAAGUGAAGAUGAGUUGUGAUGUGAGGCUAGAUGCCAUUCCAAUCCAGUCGGCCAAGGCCUCCAGAGAGAUUGCCAGUGAUUAUAAAUACAAACUGGACCAUGAAAAGCAGAAGGGCCACUAUGUGGGAACCCUUACUGCCAGAGAUGAUAACAAGAUCCGCUGGGCCUUGAUAGCAGGCAAGAUUCAGAAUGAAAGAGAAUACCGGCUGGACUGGGGCAAGUGGAAGACCAAGUUCAAAAGCCCAGUGGAUAUGCUUUCUAUUUUACAUUCUAAAAAAAGCCAGACCCUAGUCAGUGAUGUGGAUUACCACAAUUAUCUUCAUCAAUGGACAUGCCUGCCAGACCAGAAUGAUGUGAUUCAAGCCAAGAAAGCCUAUGAACUACAGAGUGAUGCGGUUUACAAGGCCGACUUGGAAUGGCUGCGGGGAAUUGGGUGGAUGCCAAAUGAUUCAGUUUCAGUGAAUCACGCCAAACAUGCUGCAGAUAUAUUUAGUGAGCAAAAAUAUCGGACGAAGGUGGAAACUCUCAAUUUUACCCCUGUGGAUGACCGAGUGGAUUAUGUGACAGCAAAACAAAGUGGCGAGAUCCUAAAUGAUAUUAAAUACCGCAAAAACUGGAAUGACAUCAAAUCAAAGUAUACCCUAACAGAAACACCACUACUACACACUGCCCAGGAAGCAGGCAGGAUACGAGACCAGUAUCUCUACAAGGAAGGCUGGGAGAAACAGAAAGCUACAGGUUACAUUUUACCUCCAGAUGCUGUGCCUUUCGUCCAUGCCCAUCAUUCCAAUGAUGUCCAAAGUGAGCUCAAAUAUAAGGCUGAACAUGUUAAGCAAAAAGGUCAUUAUGUUGGUGUUCCUACUAUGAGAGAUGAUCCCAAACUGGUUUGGUUUGAGCAUGCCGGGGAGAUCCAGAAUGACAGACUAUACAAAAAGGACUAUCACAAGACCAAAUCCAGAAUCCACAUACCUCCUGAUAUUGUGUCCGUCAUGGCAGCCAAACAGGGUCAGAGCCUUGUAAGUGAUAUAGAUUACCGGAAUUACUUGCAUCAGUGGACAUGUCACCCAGACCAGAAUGAUGUCAUUCAAGCAAAGAAGGCCUAUGAGCUACAAAGUGAUAAUGUCUAUAAGUCAGACCUGGAGUGGCUCCGUGGUAUUGGUUGGAUACCCCUGGAUUCUGUUGAACAUGUGAGGGUAACAAGGAACCAGGAAAUGGUGAACCAGAUAAAAUAUAAGAAAGAUGCUCUUGACAAUUAUCCUAACUAUACAAGUGUGGUUGAUCCUCCAGACAUUGUUCUAGCCAAGAUUAACUCAGUCAAUCAGAGUGAUGUGAAAUACAAAGAAACAUUUAACCGAGCAAAGGGCAAAUAUAUUGGGUCUGCAGAUACUCCACACCUAUCCCACUCCAGAGAUAUGGCCAAACUCUAUAGUACGAUAUUAUAUAAAGGAUCCUGGGAAGGAAGUAAAGCCUAUGGCUAUACCUUGGAUGAGCGAUACAUCCCAAUUGUUGGUGCCAAGAAUGCUGACUACGUGAAUAGCCUGCUUAAAUACAAAGAAGUAUAUGAAAAGCAGAAGGGUCAUUACCUGGCUGGAAAACACAUCAGUGAAUUCCCUGCUGUUAUUCAUUCUCUGGAUUUCCAGAAAAUGAGGAGUGCGUUGAACUACAGAAGACAUUAUGAAGAUACCAAAGCCAAUGUCCAUAUUCCCAUUGACAUGAUGAAUCACGUACUCGCUAAAAAGUGCCAAUACAUCCUCAGUGACCUGGAAUAUCGGAAUUACUUUCACCAGUGGACAUCUCUGCCAGAAGAACCCAAUGUCAUUCGUGCCCGAAAUGCCCAGGAGAUUUUGAGUGAUAAUGUAUAUAAAGAUGACUUAAAUUGGCUGAGAGGAAUUGGAUGCUAUGUCUGGGAUACACCUCAAAUCCUCCAUGCUAAAAAAUCCUAUGAUCUCCAAAGUCAGCUGCAAUAUACAGCGGCAGGUAAAGACAAUUUACAGAACUACAACCUGGUCACAGAUACUCCCCUUUAUGUGACUGCCCUCCAGAGUGGCAUUAAUGCCAGUGAGGUGAAAUAUAAAGAAAAUUAUCAUCAAAUCAAGGACAAAUACACUACAGUUCUAGAAACAGUGGAUUAUGACAGAACCAAGAAUCUAAAAAGUCUUUUUAGCAAUAAUCUCUACAAGGAUGCCUGGGAAAAAGUGAAAGCCACAAGCUACAUACUACCAACCAAUGCAGUCUCACUGACACAUGCCAAGAAUCAGAAAUAUCUGGCUAGCCAUAACAAAUAUCGUGAAGAGUAUGAGAAGUUUAAAGCUCUCUACACUUUACCAAGAAGUGUUGAUGAUGAUCCAAACACAGCAAGAUGCCUUCGAGUGGGCAAACUUAACAUUGAUCGUCUCUACAGAUCUGUCUAUGAAAAGAAUAAGAUGAAAAUCCACAUUGUGCCAGACAUGGUAGAGCUUAUUACUGCCAAGGAUACCCAGAAGAAAGUCAGUGAAGUUGAUUACCGCCUGCAUCUGCAUGAAUGGAUCUGCCAUCCAGAUCUUCAGAUCAAUAGCCAUGUCAGGAAAGUCACAGAUCAGAUCAGUGAUAUUGUCUAUAAGGAUGACCUCAACUGGCUAAAAGGUAUUGGUUGUUUCGUCUGGGACACACCUGAAAUUCUUCAUGCAAAACAUGCCUAUGAUCUGCGUGAUGAUAUAAAAUACAAAUCUCACGUAAUGAAAACAAGAAAUGACUACAAAUUGGUCAUGGAUACGCCACUCUAUGUACAGGCAGUCAAAAGCGGCCAACAACUGAGUGAUGCUGUCUACCGCCAUGAAUAUAUACACAACGUUAGAGGCAAAGUGGCUCCCACUACUAAGACAGUGGAUUUGGACCGGUCACUCCAUGCUCAUAAACUACAGAGUGAAUAUUUAUACCGAAAGGAUGGCUUACGCUACCUCCCCACUGGAUACAGGCUUCCAGGAGAUGCUCCCAACUUUAAGAAGGCUAAGGAGGCCCAAUACAUGAGUAGUUAUUUUAAAUACAAAGAAGUCUAUGAACACCUUAAGGCAUAUGGAUACACUCUUGGCCCCAAGGAUGUUCCGUUUGUUCAUGUCCGGAGAGCCAACCAAGUUACCAGUGAGCGUUUAUAUCGAGAAUUAUACCACAAAUUAAAGGACAAGAUUCAUACUACUCCGGACACUCCUGAAAUCCGUCAAGUCAAAAAAACACAAGAAGCUGUCAGUGAACUGAUCUACAAAUCUGACUUCUUCAGGAUGCGAGGACACAUGAUCUCCCUGCCGUACACUCCUCAAGUGAUACAUUGCCGCUAUGUAGGAGACAUCACAAGUGAUAUUAAGUACAAAGAGGACUUACAGAUAUUGAAGGGCUUAGGAUGCUUCCUCUAUGAUACCCCUGACAUGGUCCGUUCCCGUCACCUGCGUAAGCUUUGGUCCAACUACCUGUAUACUGAUAAGGCAAGGAAGGAGAGAGACAAAUAUAGUGUGGUGCUGGACACACCUGAAUACAGAAAAGUACAAGAGCUGAAGACACAUCUGAGUGAGUUGGUGUACAGAGCUGUAGGCAAGAAGCAGAAAUCAAUAUAUACUUCAAUUCUUGAUACUCCUGACUUUUUAAGAGCCAAGAAAGGACAGAAGCUUCAGAGUCAGUAUCUGUACAUUGAACUGGCCACCAAAGAGAGACCCCAUCAUCAUGCUGGUAACCAGACUAAAGCCUUAAAGCAUGCUAGAGAUGUGAAGGACAUGGUCAGUGAGAAAAAAUACAAAAUUCAGUAUGAAAAAAUGAAGGACAGAUACACUCCAGUCCCUGACACACCAAUCCUUGUCAGAGCUAAAAAGGCUUACUGGAACGCCAGUGAUUUACGCUACAAAGAAACAUUCCACGCGACCAAAGGGAGGUACCACACUGUAAAGGAUGCUCUGGACAUUGUCUAUCACCGCAGGGUCACAGAUGAUAUCAGCAGUGUGAAAUACAAAGAAAACUACAUGAGCCAACUGGGAUUCUGGAGGUCAAUUCCAGACCGCCCAGAGCACUACCACCACCGGGCUGUCACUGAUGCCGUCAGUGAUGUUAAAUACAAAGAAGACUUGACAUGGCUUAAGGGCAUUGGUUGCUAUGCCCAUGAUACCCCUGACUUGAUGUUGGCAGAACAAAACAAGACCCUUUAUAGCAAGUACAAGUACAAGGAAUUAUUUGAAAAAACAAAGUCUAAGUUCAAGUACAUAGCUGACUGUCCAAUUAAUAGGCAUUUCAAAUAUGCAACUCAACUGAUGGAUGAGAAAAAAUACAGAGCUGAUUAUCAGCAGCGGAAAGAUAAGUACAGCCUUGUGGUGGAUGAGCCUAGACAUCUGCUGGCUAAGACCGUAGGCGAACAAAUAAGUCAGAAAAAAUAUAAAUCUAGUGCCAAGAUGUUUCUACGACACGGAUGUAAUGAAAUUCUGCGUCCAGAUAUGUUGACUGCACUCUACAAUACACACAUGUGGAGCCAGAUCAAGUACAAGAAAAACUAUGAGAAGACAAAGGACAAAUUUACAUCUGUGGUGGAUACCCCAGAACAUUUGCGUACCACAAAAGUCAACAAGCAAAUCAGUGAUAUUCUUUACAAGUUGGAAUAUAACAAAGCCAGACCCAGAGGCUACACCACAAUCCAUGACACCCCCAUGUUACUGCAUGUCCGCAAAGUGAAAGACCGAAUCAGUGAUCUGAAAUACAAAGAAGCAUACCACAGGACUAAGUCUAAUUGCACGAUUGAACCUGAUGCAGUUCAUAUAAAGGCAGCCAAGGAUGCCUACAAAGUAAACACUAAUAGGUAUUAUAAGAAGCAAUACGAAGCCACCAAAGCUCACUGGAGGUGGAUUGCUGACAGACCUGACUUCCUACAAGCUGCCAAGUCAACCUUGCAACAAAGUGAUUUUGAAUAUAAGCUGGACCGAGAGUUCCUGAAGGGUUGUAAGCUUUCUGUCACUGAUGACAAAGACAUGGUGCUGGCCCUGAGGAAUUCCUUGAUAGAAAGUGAUUUAAAAUACAAAGAGAAACAUGUCAAGGAAAGAGGAACCUGCCAGGCUGUGCCCGAUACUCCUCAGAUCCUUCUUGCUAAGACUGUCAGUAACCUGGUAUCAGAGAACAAAUACAAGGAUUAUGUGAAAAAGCACCUCGCACAGGGCUCCUACACAACUCUUCCCAAGACUCGUGACACGGUUCAUGUCAAGGAAGUGACCAAGAAUGUCAGCGAUACAAAUUACAAAAAGAAGUUUGUAAAGGAGAGAGGAAAGUCCAACUACUCCAUCAUGCUUGAGCCACCAGAGGUGAAACAUGCCAUGGAAGUAGCAAAAAAACAAAGCAACAUUGCUUAUAAAAAAGAUGCCAAGGAGAACCUACAUUACACCACUGUGGCUGAUCGGCCUGACAUCAAGAAAGCAACUCAUGCUGCCAAGCUAGCCAGUGAGGUGGAAUAUAGAGCCAAGCACCGGAAGGAAGGCAGUCAUGGAUUAAGCAUGCUUGGCCGCCCUGAUAUCGAAAUGGCCAAGAAAGCUUCCAUGCUGAGCAGUCAGGUAAAAUACCGAGAAAACUUUAACAAAGAGAAGGGCAAGACACCAAAAUACAACUUGAAAGACAGCCAACUCUACAAGACCAUGAAAGAUGCCAAUAACCUUGCAAGUGAGGUUAAGUACAAGGCUGACUUAAAGAAGCUUCACAAACCUGUGACUGACAUGAAGGAAUCUCUAAUUAUGAACCAUGUGCUGAAUACAAGCCAACUUGCCAGUUCUUACCAGUACAAGAAGAAAUAUGAGAAGAGCAAAGGUCACUACCAUGUAAUUCCUGAUAACCUGGAACAGCUCCAUCUAAAAGAAGCAACAGAACUGCAGAGCCAAGUGAAAUAUAAAGAAAAGUAUGAAAAGGAACGAGGGAAGCCCAUGUUGGACUUUGAAACCCCAACAUACAUAACUGCAAAAGAAUCUCAACAGAUGCAGAGUGGGAAAGAAUAUAGAAAGGAUUAUGAAGAGUCCAUUAAAGGCAGAAACCUUACUGGCCUGGAAGUUACACCAGCUUUAUUACAUGUCAAAUAUGCCACCAAAAUAGCAAGCGAGAAAGAGUACAGGAGAGAUCUAGAGGAAAGCAUCCGAGGAAAGGGUCUCACCGAAAUGGAUGACACACCUGAUAUGCUACGAGCAAAGAAUGCAACUCAGAUCCUCAAUGAGAAAGAAUACAAGAGAGACUUAGAGCUGGAAGUCAAAGGACGAGGUCUGACCACCAUGGCCAAUGAAACUCCAGACUUUAUGAGGGCCAAGAAUGCGACAGAUAUUGCUAGCCAGAUUAAAUAUAAGCAAUUGGCAGAAAUGGAAAAAGGCAACUUCACUUCUGUUGUUGAUACUCCAGAGAUCAUUCAUGCUCAGCAAGUCAAGAACCUUUCAAGCCAGAAAAAGUACAAAGAGGAUGCUGAAAGGUGCAUGUCCUACUAUGAGACAGUGCUGGAGACUCCAGAGAUGCAGAGAGUUCGAGAGAACCAGAAGAACUUCAGCCUUCUCCAAUACCAGAGUGAUCACAAAAACGCUAAGGGGAAAAUUACAGUUGUACAAGACACGCCAGAAAUACUGCGUGUUAAAGAAAAUCAAAAGAAUUUCAGCUCGGUGUUAUAUAAAGAAGGCAUCUCUCCUGGGACAGCAAUUGGAAAGACCCCUGAGAUGCUGAGAGUCAAACAGACACAGGAUCACAUCAGUGCGGUAAAAUACAAGGAAAGUAUUGGACAAGGAACCCCAAUUCCUGACCUUCCUGAAGUGAAACGUGUCAAGGAGACGCAAAAGCACAUAAGCUCGGUUAUGUACAAAGAGAACUUGGGGACAGGCACUCCAACCACUAUUACUCCAGAGAUGGAGAGAGUCAAACGCAAUCAAGAGAACUUUAGCUCGGUGUUGUACAAAGAAAAUUUGGGGACUGGAACCCCAACACCUAUUACUCCAGAGAUGGAGAGAGUCAAACACAAUCAAGAGAACGUUAGCUCGGUGUUGUACAAAGAAAACCUGGGCAAGGGAACCCCCUUACCGGUCACUCCUGAGAUGGAGAGAGUCAAACACAAUCAAGAAAACUUUAGCUCGGUGUUGUACAAAGAAAACCUGGGGGCAGGAACCCCAAUUCCGAUCACUCCAGAGAUGGAGAGAGUCAAACACAAUCAAGAAAACUUUAGCUCGGUGUUGUACAAAGAGAAUUUGGGGACAGGGAUCCCAAUCCCCAUCACUCCAGAGAUGGAGAGAGUCAAACACAAUCAAGAAAACUUUAGCUCGGUGUUAUACAAAGAAAACCUGGGCAAGGGAACCCCCAUAUCUUUCACUCCAGAGAUGGAGAGAGUCAAACACAAUCAAGAAAAUAUUAGCUCGGUUUUGUACAAAGAAAAUGUGGGUAAAGCCACCCCAACCCCUGUCACUCCAGAGAUGCAGAGAGUCAAACGCAAUCAAGAAAACAUUAGCUCGGUAUUAUACAAAGAGGGCCUGGGGAAGGCAACCCCCACACCUGUCACUCCAGAGAUGGAGAGAGUCAAACGCAAUCAAGAGAACGUUAGCUCGGUUUUGUACAAAGAGAACAUGAGAAAAGCCACCCCAACACCUGUCACUCCAGAGAUGGAGAGAGCUAAACGCAACCAAGAAAACAUUAGCUCGGUUCUAUACUCUGAUAGCUUCCGGAAACAAGUGCAAGGCAAAGCUGCCUAUGUCUUGGAUACCCCAGAAAUGAGACGAGUGCGGGAGACCCAACGCCACAUCUCAACAGUGAAAUACCAUGAAGACUUUGAAAAGCAUAAAGGUUGCUUCACACCUGUGGUGACUGACCCCAUUACUGAGCGAGUGAAAAAGAACACUCAAGAUUUCAGCGACAUUAACUACCGGGGUAUUCAGAGAAAGGUGGUGGAAAUGGAGAAAAAACGUACUGAUCAAGAUCAGGAGACCAUAACAGGCUUACGGGUUUGGCGUACCAAUCCUGGCUCAGUUUUUGACUAUGACCCAGCAGAAGACAACAUCCAAUCUAGAAGCUUACACAUGGUUAAUGUGCAAGCCCAGCGUCGGAGCCGGGAUGCAUCUCGAUCUGCCAGUGCAUUGAGCAUCAGUGGUGGAGAUGAGAAAUCGGAGCCCUCAGAGGAUCACCACCUUUCCCAUUAUAGCAAUGGAGGAAUCUUCUUCUCAGCAACCUCAUCAGCUUACAAACAUGCAAAGACUACAGAGCUUCCACAGCAAAGGUCAUCUUCUGUUGCUACCCAGCAGACAACGGUGUCUUCUAUCCCAUCCCACCCCUCUACUGCUGGAAAAACCUUCCGAGCCAUGUAUGACUACAUGGCUGCUGAUGCGGAUGAAGUGUCCUUCAAAGAUGGCGAUGCCAUUGUCAAUGUUCAAGCUAUUGAUGAAGGCUGGAUGUAUGGCACCGUGCAGAGGACAGGCAGGACUGGGAUGCUCCCAGCUAACUACGUGGAAGCCAUUUAACCAUGUAAUGCCACUGUUUAGGGCCUCCAACCAUGGCCCCUCUAUCCUAUCAUAGUCCAUGAUUACCUGGAGACUUCCAGAAUGUCUUAUUGUUUUUCCCUGCUGAUUUAGUUUUAUGAUGAGUUGUUUCUUGAUCCUUUUCUCUGUAGAAUUAUGGAGAUUUUCCAAAAUUAUCCAUUCAAACAAAUGACAAACAUCAAUCUUGCUCAUCAUUAAACCAGAAACAUUUUCUGCAACCCUAGCUGGACUUGCAUAAACAUUUUAUGGACAAUGUAAUUCAAACUUGUCGUUUAAGCAUAAAUUUUUACAUUGGAAAAAUUGUCAACUGGCGAUUUGGGGUUUUUUGAAAAAUGAAAUUUUCAAACAAAUUUUGGUUUGAAAUGAGUUGAACUUCAGAAAAUUCAACAAAUAAAAAAAGGCUACUGCUGUGUCAGAUUAUUGGCUUUCCUUGUCCUGACACCUAGCCUUUUCGCCAUUGUGGGAAAAUGUUUUACUUUAUUCUUUUUUGUAAGCAAGAACAUUAAGUCAAAAUAACCACAAGGCAAAUGCAGAAAGAAGCCCCUUUCCUCUUUUCCUUCUUCUUGCUUACUGAAUGCUAAUGCAUGCAUCUUUUCAGCCAGGUGUUCUGGGGCAUAAAGCUUAUAUCCUCUGUAAAUUAGUAAUAAAGUUCACACUUCUGCAA
Dromiciops gliroides (monito del monte) is the source of this 23454-nucleotide messenger RNA. RefSeq names its product nebulin (gene NEB). Gene Ontology annotation, cellular component: Z disc. The record is from RefSeq and is a predicted model, not a curated record. NCBI's taxonomy places the organism in Eukaryota, Metazoa, Chordata, Mammalia, Microbiotheria, Microbiotheriidae. Gene Ontology annotation, biological process: cardiac muscle thin filament assembly. Gene Ontology annotation, molecular function: actin filament binding.